AUGUAAAGAGCUUAAUCAGCAGCACCUAAUUAUGGUAUGAUAGAUAAUGAAAUAUAGACUUUCCUAUGGAGGAUAUGUUUAAAAUAGCCACAAGAUAAACAUCAGUUUUUGGAAUAGAGGGAUAUGAAGCUCCAAAGAAGUACGUUGAUCCAAUUCGGUAGAUGGAAGAUAGAAAAUUUUUAACUUAAAAGAAAGGUAAUAUAUAUUAAUGAUCAAAAAAAGGUUAAAAGAAUCGAAAUCAUGUUACAAAAAGAGGACAUUAUUUAGAAGAUUUGAAAAAGUUAUAUGAAAAGUUACCUGCACCAAACAAAUAUGAUAUUGUUAAACCAUGGGUUUCAGAAAAAUAGGAAGGUAGAGUAAAAAGUGCUCCAUAGAAGAGGUAUAUAACUAUAGAGUAUAUUCAAAAUAGAUGCACAUUUAUUGAUUAAAUAUUCAAAGAAGCAAAAGUUAGAGGAAUUCCUGGAGCUGGAAAAUAUAAUGUGAUACCAACACUUGAAGAGGUUUUGAAAAAAGUUCAAGAAGAAAAGAAAAAGAAAAUAGGGUAAUAUAAAUUCUGAAAUUAAUAAAUAGACCUGUUGAAAGACCAACUUAUUUAAAUGAAAUUUAACAUUUAGCAGUGAUUAAUCCUGGUCCUGGAAAUUAUAAUCCUCAUGUAAGAUUAAAUUUAACAUUAACGUAGAGAAUUGAAAGAAAACUAAAAUUAAAUGAAACUAAGCCAUCUGAUUAAAUAGCAAAACAUAAAGAAUAAGAAAGAAAGAGAGGUAAAUCAUGUUUACCAGAUAUUGGAACAUAUAAUCCUGAACCAGUUGAAUUUACUUCAUUUAACAAGUUAUAAUUACUCUCAAAAAAAAAAGAUAAGUCUGAUAAACAUGUAAAAAAAUUAAAUAUAAAUCUAUAGAAUUUUGGAAGAGAAGAUAGAUUUAAAGAUCCAAAAAAGAAUAAAUCAAAAUAAGUUCCUGUUCCAGGUCCAGGAUAAUAUCCAAUGAUUGUUUAAUGGGCUGGAAAAGAAAAAGAUAAAAAUAAUCCAAAGUAAAAAAAUUAUUUGGAUGUCACUACACGAGGCAUUUCUCGUUCAAUAUAUUAUUGA
This is a messenger RNA of Paramecium sonneborni, 1087 nucleotides long. NCBI's taxonomy places the organism in Eukaryota, Ciliophora, Oligohymenophorea, Peniculida, Parameciidae. The record is from the annotation of a GenBank genome assembly.